AUGGAACAAAUUGAUUUAAGUUCUGAUGAUGAGGGAGAAGAUACAAGCGAGCUAACUGUAAGUUCAACGAAAAAAGGAAUGAGUCUUGACAUGUAUUUUAAGGUACAUGGGAUAAAUUUGGAAGAUGAAGAACAUGAGGAAGAUGAGGAAGAUGAGCUUGAUGAUGCUGUAAAUGAUGGGGGUAAUGGAGGACAAGCUAGUAAUGAAGGCACAAUAAAGAAGAAAACUCGUGGAAAGACUAUGUGCAAAAAUCUUCAUGCCACUGAUUUUAAUGAUCGACGGGAGGUGGAAUUUUUUGGAGGGCAGCCUAUAGGUCCAACCAAGGAGGUUGUAUCUAACCUCAACCAACCCUUGGGCACAACAGUUAAAAAUCCUCGUUUUGUGACUUUGCUAUAUACUAGUUGGCAUGGUGUGCCUAAAAACCUCAAAGAGGACAUGUGGGAGUAUGCCAAUCAAAAAUUCAUUCUUCCAAUAACUUCAAAGCCGUGGGUAAUGAACGGAUUUUGUCAUGCAUGGAAAAAAUACAAAGGCAAAAUAAAAAAGGAAAAUUUCUUGAAGUACAACAUAAAGAAAGAAAUGAUAAAGAACCAACCGUUAGAGAUCCCUGGGGUUCAAUUUCGCAAACUAAUUCGGUAUUGGAGUCUUCCGACUGUUAAGGCUGUGUCUACUAAGAAUGCUGAAAAUAGGUCAAAGCAAACAUGUCCUCACCGGAUGGGUUCCACAAAUUUUGGAAUAGUGUGCAAGUAUCUGGCUGAACUUCAAACCCGCAUAGAGGCAGGGGAAAAUGAUGAGGAUGCAUUUGUAGGAGUGCUAGGAAAGGACCAACCAGGUCGAGUUUGUUGUUAUGGGGCUUCGAUUACAAGAAGCUCUCUUAAAAAGGAUGAGGAGAUUCGACAAGUCAAAGUUGAAUACAACAACAAGGUUGAAUCAUUAGAGAAGAAGAUGGACGGUGUAUGUAGUUUAUUAAAGGUAUUGGUACACCAAGUCAACCCUGGAAUGAUUCAGGAAGACGUAGCAGCCUUAGUACAAGCUACCCAAAAUUCUCCUUUGGAUGCCUCAAGUAGCAGACCGAGAAAUACUCUUCGCUCCUCCGAAUCAACUCAUAUUCCACCCAAAGAUACUCCAGAAGGAAUUAAUGGCUCUCAUGGUAUAUCUCAUUUUGCUUGA
Messenger RNA from Arachis ipaensis, 1167 nucleotides. NCBI's taxonomy places the organism in Eukaryota, Viridiplantae, Streptophyta, Magnoliopsida, Fabales, Fabaceae. The record is from RefSeq and is a predicted model, not a curated record.